AUGGAAAACAAAAGGGUGUUCUUUGACAUAACAGCAGAUGGGAUUCCCCUUGGCCGCAUAGUGAUGGAGCUCCGGUUUGAUGUAGUGCCCAAGACUGCAGAGAACUUUCUGAAGCUAUGUACUGGGGAGGUCGGAUAUGGCUACAAGGGCUGCACUUUCCACCGUAUCAUCCCAAGCUUUAUGUGCCAGGGUGGUGAUUUCACCAACCACAAUGGCACUGGAGGUAAAUCAAUAUACGGUGGUAAGUUUGAAGAUGAAAACUUCACUCUGAAGCACAGUACCCCAGGUGUCCUCUCCAUGGCCAAUGCAGGGCCCAACAGCAACGGCUCUCAGUUCUUUAUUUCAACUAUCAAGGCUGAUUGGCUGAAUGGGAAACAUGUGGUGUUUGGUAAUGUGGUGGAAGGAAUGGAAGCGGUGAAGAAGAUGGAAAGUUAUGGCUCCAACAGUGGGAAGACCAGCAAGAAGAUUGUGAUUACCGAUUGUGGAGUCCUAGAAGACACACCUUCUGCUUGA
This is a messenger RNA of Staurois parvus, 513 nucleotides long. Lineage: Eukaryota; Metazoa; Chordata; Amphibia; Anura; Ranidae. The record is from the annotation of a GenBank genome assembly.